This is a messenger RNA of Neoarius graeffei (lesser salmon catfish), 2046 nucleotides long. It is a transcript of the gene dcst1, whose product is annotated as DC-STAMP domain containing 1. The record is from RefSeq and is a predicted model, not a curated record. Gene Ontology annotation, cellular component: membrane. Bases 1 to 2046 code for a protein of 681 amino acids. The transcript has 16 exons. NCBI's taxonomy places the organism in Eukaryota, Metazoa, Chordata, Actinopteri, Siluriformes, Ariidae.
AUGGAGGAACCUAGAUGGAAACGUCGAAAAAAAGCACCACAUUCAACACUGGAGAAGGUCAGUAAGCUUAUCCUGCCUGACGUGGCUCACAGAUUCCUGUUCGGACCAACAUCUGAUUUCCCCUUGGCCAGACUUUUAAUCGGAGCUGCAUUCGGAUCCAUCAGUGGGACUGCUUUGUUUCUUGGACUCAUGUACAACAUUUCACUGAGCACCUUUCACAGAGUCAUAGUUGGAUAUGUUUUUAUAGCACUGUGUGUCCUAGGUGGGAUGCUGUCUUCAUAUUUUCGGUGCUCAGUUCUUCUGAUGUUUCCCAGCAUUCUUGGCUCUCGUGGACAGGCUUAUAUAAUGUUGUUCAUAAUACAGUGUCUCUAUCAAGGUCCAAUCGCCAAUAUCCAACAUAAUGUCGAGGAUGUGGUCUUCUCUAUGGGCUGCAAUAUAGACCUGCAAAUUGGGCACAGUAAGAUUAUGUGGAGGACUGUUUCUGAACCAUUUUUUCAGGUGCUACAGGAGAUCGUGGCUGACAAUGUGCAACUCCAGAGAGAGGCGCAGAAUGUGAGUCGACAGUUCCAGGGCAUCAGGGAUGAGGUGAUGGGCCAGUAUGGCUACGAUUCACUUGGUCAGAAUCUUACAGCUACAGGCAACAGCACACAGGAGCAGUACACUGCAAAGACCAUGAUGCGCUGUGAAUAUGUGGUAAAGCUGGGCAUUGAUCGCUGCACAGAGUGGUUCAGUGAUACAUGGCUGAAGUGCAUGGACACUGUUAAAUCCCCUAUCAUCAACCAUUUCCUUUGUGUGCCUAUGAAGUUCGAUUUUCUCUGUAAUAUUAUGAGAGUAAUGACUCCAUGGUGUAAGGAACAGAUCCCAGUGGAGGGAAACUUUGGACAGACCUUUGACAAGCUCGAUUCCUACAUCAGUAAACUCGGGGAAGAGUUUACCACCAACGUGGUCCUUGAGAAAAUUGAGGACCAGCCCAUGUUUGGAGACACAGUUCUGCAGGAUGAAUUUCGCAAAGACCUAGCCAGGACAUUUAAGGAGAAGAGAAACACUGUUAAGCAAAUAUCAGGGAUUGUGCAGCUCCUCCUCUCCUUCACGUUCAUAACUGUUUUCAUUUCGGCUUUUAGAUACGCACGACAAUACACCAGAGAUAUCCGCUUUGACAAUGUCUACAUUACAACCUACUUUAGACAGAUUGAUAAGCGGCGAAAGAGAGGGGGUAAGAGGUAUCUGCUGCCCUUGAAGAAAGCAGAAAAGAACAGUUUCAUCGAGCCCUGGAGCUUCAGAAUCCAUUCCAGUGAGCUGCAACCUGUGACAACAAGCCUGGUCAAGUUUGUAUUUCUGGCUCUGUUUGUAUGCGUUCUGCUAGCCACUGAUAGAGUCCUUUACCAUAUUUUCGACAUCAUCCGUAGGCAUACUUUUACAGAGCAUUCUUUUACAAGUAGUCAUGACAUAGAGAUUGACAUUACAGGAGAAUCCAUGUUAGCUAAGCUGCUGCGUAAAACUAUCGGGGCCUUCAACACCUCCUCGAACAUCGAUGUGCAGUCCAGUAAUUGGCAGUGUCUCCCACAGCCUCGUGCCCUGAGCCAGGCUGACUACCUGUGGAGUGCCCUCCCAAUGCUGCUGAUGGGCCUCAUGUGCUGCCUGCAGGUUUAUACAAACCGCCUACGCAGGGUCAUCACCACCUUCUACUUCCCCAAGAGAGAGAAGAAACGGAUUCUUUUCCUCUAUAACCUCCAGAACCAGAGACGCAUUACUUUUAUCAAGCGGAUGAGCAAACGGCUCAGGCAUCAGCGACAAGCACCAAAAACGGUGUUGUCCGUGCUGCUGUCUCCACUGGAACGGUUCGGGUGGGGUGUGUGUUGGUGUUGGGUGUGUGUGGAGAGUGUGUGGCAGCGGCGGGCUGUGUAUUGUUCUGUUGUGGGCUGUAAAGCGCUUUACUGUGCACAGUGCUGGAGGGAUUUGGAGAAGCACUGUGUCUGUUCCUUACACCAGGAUAGAGAGUCUCAAGGCAGUGGCUCGGACACAGACACAGUGUACUAUGUUCAUUAA